CUGCUUGAAGACUCUUUAGAAGAACGGUUAGAAAAGACAGGAGGUAUGGUUCCAGAUUCGGAAAAGUUUGAUGGAGAUCCUAAGGAAGGAGAAGUGGAAGAAAACAAGAAGAAGUCAGUUGAAGGUGGAAAACAAGGUGCAUCUCUUAAAAAGCAAAAGAAGGACAAAGUUGGGGUUGCAACAGGGAAAUCUUCUCGUACAGAGGGCAGCACAGUGACAACUGCACCACGUGUCAAACCGGAACUUGCUUUACCUGCUAUUCCUGCAGAGGUAGAACAUUCUAUUCUGGAAGACUUGAGGAACCGUGUGCAGUUGAGUAAUGCAGCAUUGCCCUCUGUUAGCUUCUAUACAUUUGUUAAUACACAUAAUGGACUAAACUGUGCAUCAAUAUCACAUGACGGAUCACUGGUGGCUGGUGGAUUCUCAGACUCGUCUUUGAAGGUUUGGGACAUGGCAAAGCUUGGGCAACAAACUGGUCCAUUACAACUGGCAAACCAGACANGUGAGCAUGUGCUUGGCUCAAGUGGUGGAAGAAGAUGUUAUACAUUAUUUCAGGGCCAUUCUGGGCCUGUUUAUUCUGCGUCCUUUAGUCCGUACGGGGAUUUUCUUCUAUCUUCUUCAUCAGAUUCAACAAUUCGCUUAUGGAGCACAAGGUUAAAUGCUAAUCUUGUUUGCUACAAAGGCCACAAUUACCCAGUAUGGGAUGUUCAGUUUAGUCCAGUUGGUCAUUAUUUUGCCAGUUGUUCACAUGACCGCACUGCAAGAAUCUGGUCUAUGGACAGAAUACAGCCUCUGAGAAUAAUGGCCGGACACUUAUCAGAUGUGGAUUGUGUGCAAUGGCAUGCAAACUGCAAUUACAUUGCAACUGGAUCAAGUGACAAAACUGUACGCUUGUGGGAUGUCCAAAGUGGCGACUGUGUCAGGAUUUUCAUUGGUCAUAGGAGUAUGAUCCUAUCAUUGGCAAUGUCUCCUGAUGGUCGAUAUAUGGCAUCAGGUGAUGAAGAUGGAACAGUCAUGAUGUGGGAUCUCUCAAGUGGACGUUGUAUUACUCCUUUGGUUGGACACUCCUCCUGUGUAUGGUCACUUGCUUUUAGUGGUGAAGGUUCACUUCUUGCAUCUGGCUCUGCUGAUUGCACUGUGAAAUUAUGGGAUGUAACCACAAGCACAAAAGCGCCACUGAAAGAAGAGAACAAACCUGGAAUUAACAAUAGACUUCGAUCAUUGAAGACCCUGCCUACAAAAGCUACUCCAGUCUAUGCUCUGCGCUUUUCUCGAAGAAAUCUUCUAUUUGCUGCUGGAGCUUUCUCGAAGGGUGCAUGAAUCCCUUGCUUUAGAGUUUCUUGAUGUGAGAUCACAUCAUGGCGGCCUUGCAAAAUUUGAUAUGGAAUCUUGGAAUCAUGGCUAGUCAAGUCUUGCAAUUGCCGAUAAUCAUAGUUUCAAUCUGCUAGAGCUCUCUUUGUGGUGUGACUGCUCAAGCAUUUGUAGUGUAGUGUGUGUUCACCAUGGUAGUUUACAGACCCUUUCCUAGUUUCUACUUUUGUGGAUUAUAUUUAAUUUUUUGCUGAACUAGAAAGUGUUUCGCGCAUUAUAGCUUGUGAACACUUCUUCGAAAUUUUCUGUAUUCAGGGGUUUUAAUGAGUUUUACUGAUUGCUUCUACUAUUUGAAUGAAGCAACUACAACUGCCAGGUUUCAGAGACUUGAUC
This is a messenger RNA of Nicotiana tabacum (common tobacco), 1704 nucleotides long. The record is from RefSeq and is a predicted model, not a curated record. Lineage: Eukaryota; Viridiplantae; Streptophyta; Magnoliopsida; Solanales; Solanaceae.